CAAUAUUAUUAAAUACCACAACUCUUUUACCGGUGCUUAUGCUCCAAUCCAACUCACUGAACCCUCAACGAAUAUCAUUCCUGCCACGAGCAUCUCUAUCUAUCAUCAUAUGAAGGGAUUCACUCACUUAUUUAAGCAAAAAAACCAUCAGGAAGCACAAAAAGAAUUCAUGGAAGCACAACAAAAUGAUGCGGCAAUAUUGGAAGGAUUUAUUGCGAGACAGCUAAUGAACAGAGAAACUGACAUUGACGAGAUUAUUCAGAAACUGAUGCGUGAUGAAUGGAGUGGUGGUAAAUUUGACAAGAGGAUCGGAGUGAAAGAAAGGAAGCGAGUAGAAAUAGUAAAUGAGCUUAUUGGCAAUGAAUUUGUGUAA
Molecule: messenger RNA, 373 nt
Organism: Paraglomus occultum
Lineage: Eukaryota; Fungi; Glomeromycota; Glomeromycetes; Paraglomerales; Paraglomeraceae
Source: the annotation of a GenBank genome assembly